Messenger RNA from Ornithodoros turicata, 4765 nucleotides. RefSeq names its product copper-transporting ATPase 2-like. Gene Ontology annotation, biological process: copper ion import; copper ion export; intracellular copper ion homeostasis. NCBI's taxonomy places the organism in Eukaryota, Metazoa, Arthropoda, Arachnida, Ixodida, Argasidae. Gene Ontology annotation, molecular function: copper ion binding; ATP binding; ATP hydrolysis activity. Gene Ontology annotation, cellular component: trans-Golgi network; plasma membrane. The transcript is spliced from 21 exons. Bases 238 to 4455 code for a protein of 1405 amino acids. The record is from RefSeq and is a predicted model, not a curated record.
GUAGAAACUUGCCACGCGCGAGCAUGAUGCGGAUAAUUUGCAAGCCGGUGCUCGUGGGCGCAUCUCCAUGCAUGACUGAUUGCACGUAGAAAAUGCUCGCGAGAGGUUAUGAUGCAUAUAUUGUGAAGUGAACAGGGCAGUUGCAUACAAACUAGUAAAACUUAACGUUUCCCGACUUCUUCAUGUUCUCACAGAACUUGAAAACGGAUGUGAAUGUGACUCAAUAGGUAGUGCACAAUGCCUGGACAUCUGCGGACAGAAGUCAUCACCCUGGAGGGUAUGACAUGCCCGGUCUGCGUUAAAAUAAUAGAAGCCAGGGUAUCACAGUUAGUAGGCGUUGUAUCUAUCAAUGUGUGUCUCCAGGAAAAUACGGCAGUGGUGCAAUACGACACCAGCGAGAUCGCACUGCGUGAGAUCCUCCGUGCGGUCAUUGACUGUGGCUUCACGGCCAGGCUCAAAAGCGCUAGACCCAGCUUUGAGGACAUCACUCUCCUUAUCGGUGGCAUGAUGUGCAAUGAAUGUGUCCGCAAAGUCAAAGAUAACGUCACUGAGAUACACGGAGUGCUCCGCGUUGACGUUUCCCUCGAGGAGGGUAGGGCCAACGUUACUUUCGAGACGACUCAGACUGACCCCGUGACGAUACAGAAUGUCAUCAACGACCUCGGCUUUGUGGUAACGCUACCCAAUGCCAUACAGCCUUCAUAUGCGACCCUCUCGGUGGAAGGAAUUGCCUGUAACCUCUGCGUGGAGUCGAUCAAUCGCAUUCUGACCCGCAAGCCUGGAGUCGUGUCGGUGUCGGUGUCUCUCGAAGAGAAGAAAGCUUACGUAGAAUUUUAUCGCUACGAAAUCACGGCCGGCGACCUGUGUCGUUACGUGAACAGCACGGGGUAUGUUGCUACCCUCCUCGAAGAACAGGGCCCUCCCGAUCUAAGCUCCGUGCUUUUUGGAAUUCGCGGAAUGACGUGCGAUUCCUGCGUGAAAACCAUAGAAAAUGCGCUAUCGCGGGAGAACGGCAUCGAAGGGGUCAAAGUGUCCUUGAAGGAUGGCACAGCUGCAGUCGUCUUUGUUGCGUCGCUUCUAACGACAAAACAGAUAGAGGCAUUUAUAGAAGACAUGGGGUUCGAAUGCUGGGUUAAAGAAAAGAUUGACUUAGACAUGACUGAGGCUACGCCCUUAUUGUUGCCUUCUCCUUCGAGCACCCGGGUGUCGGAAAAACCUGCAGACGGUAAGGGGUUUUGUAAAAUGUCCUGCAGCUCUACAUUCGUGCACACUUUAAUUGCAGUUUGUAAACUCUCGCCAGCAUCGUUAAGCGCCUCACGUAUAUCGCUGAGAAACGCUGACAUUGGAGAAGAACCCUUGGCAAAGUGUUACCUUCACGUUCGAGGCAUGACCUGCGCUUCGUGUGUGUCGGCUGUGGAAAAGAACCUCCUCAAAGUGAACGGUGUAGCUCAGGCCUUGAUAGCCUUGCUAGCCGAGAAAGCGGAAGUGAAGUACAAUCCUCGGCUGGUAACGCCACAGCAGCUCGCGGAUGCGACCACGGACUUGGGUUACACUGCGACAGUUAUUGAAGAUAUUGAAUCUCAGCAAGGGGAAGCAGAGCUUAAUAUACGUGGCAUGACUUGUGCAUCUUGUGUGAGUUCUAUUGAGUCAGCAGUACUGAGGCACCAAGGAGUCAUAAAAGCGACAAUCGCUCUUGCGACGCAGAGAGGACACUUUAUGUUUGACCCUGAAAUCACUGGUCCAAGAGACAUCAUUCGAAUUAUAGAGGACAUGGGAUUUGAGGCUUUCCCAGCCUCUGUCAACAAGACAGAUGUUGACCAUCUGACACAUGCAGCAGAGAUUCAAAAAUGGAAAUGUGCAUUCCUAAUUUCACUGGUCUUUGGUGUUCCUACGAUGGUAACCAUGAUCUAUUUUAUGUCCAUUGACAUGGAGGAGGCAUGUUGCAUCAUUCCAGGACUAUCACUGGAAAAUUUACUUCUGUUUGCGUUUGCUACACCAGUUCAGUUUAUCGGAGGACGCCACUUCUACCUGCCUGCCAUCAAGUCCCUGUCCCAUGGAAUGGCUAAUAUGGAUGUCCUUGUUUCACUUGCUACCAGUGUGUCAUAUUUGUACAGUGUCUGCAUCUUAAUUUAUUUCAUAAUAAGUCAAGCAGACCAUAGCCCUAUGACUUUCUUCGACACUGUACCUAUGCUGGUGGUAUUCCUUUGCCUAGGUCGCUGGAUGGAGCAUCUUGCAAAAAGGUAUACGUCCAAUGCACUGAGUAAAUUGAUGGGGCUGCAAGCCACAGAGGCAACAUUGCUUACCUUAAAUGAGAAAGGAGAGGUGGAUUCUGAGACGUGCAUCGAUAUCAACCUUAUCCAGCGAGGUGAUAUUCUCAAGGUAAUCCCUGGAGAAAAAAUACCUGUUGAUGGACGCGUGGUCUUUGGAAUGUCGAGCGUGAAUGAGGCACAUAUAACGGGGGAAUCUCUGCCGGUAUUGAAGGAGUUGGACUCCAUGGUUCUGGCUGGCUCAAUCAACGAAAAUGGUGUACUGCAUGUCAGAGCAACCCAUGUGGGAAAGGAUACCACGUUGGCUCAAAUCGUCCGAUUAGUUGAAGAUGCUCAAACGUCAAAGGCUCCUAUACAGCAGCUAGCCGAUACAAUUGCGGGCUACUUCGUACCUGUGGUAGUUUGCCUGUCAGUAUUGACCUUGGUGGCAUGGCUUAUUGUGGGCUUCCGGAGAGCUGACCUGAUCUACACUUACUAUGGAAUGACUAGCAGAAUGUCACAGACAGAGGUGAUAGUGCAAUUUGCGUUCCAGUGUGCUCUAACAGUGCUUUCCAUUGCGUGCCCAUGUGCCCUGGGUCUCGCAACACCAACAGCCGUCAUGGUGGGCACUGGGGUUGGCGCAACAAAUGGGAUUCUUAUCAAAGGAGCUGAGCCCUUGGAGAUGAUGUGCAAGGUGAAGUGCUUUGCCUUUGACAAAACCGGGACAAUAACUCAAGGCACACCAUCUUUGGUUUAUGUGGGUCUUAUGGAGCAAAUCACAUCGGCAUCUAUUGCAAAGUUCAUGGCCAUUGUCGGCACAGCGGAGGCCAGCAGCGAGCACCCCAUCGCAAAUGCUAUUUGCAGUUUUGCGAGGCAGAUGUUUAACGCCAGUGUUUUGGGCACAUGCGAGGAAUUUGUGGCUGUAUCUGGCUUUGGACUCUCGUGCACUGUCACUGGUGUUGGUAACCUUGUGAAAGACUACACUGACAAAAUGUCGGGGCACCAAUUACCACCAGUACAAAUACAGAGUCUCUCGUUGAAGGCUGGAGUUACCAAUAAGGACGAAAAAGAUGCAGACAUAUUCAGGGUUGCCAUCGGCAACCGAGAGUGGAUGAAGCAGAAUUCUGUCGGCAUUCCUACUGCAAUAAAUGCCAUUAUGGCCGAGAAGGAGAGACUAGGUCAUACAGCAGUAUUCUGCUCUGUUGAUGGACGAGCGCUGCAGAUAUAUCAAACAGAGAAGAUGACUUCUGGGCAACAGGCACCAAGACCAGUCUCUCUUCGAAAUAUCGAUGGCUGUUGUCCUGAGGCACCUCCCUUCACAUUUCCUUUCCAGUUUGCUGGAUUUUCUAUCCUUCUACAAACAGCAACAGGUUUUGUUUCAUUGGGAUUUAUCCACUUGGGGUUUAUGCAAAGUUCCCUUUUAGGAGCACUUGCAGUAUCGGAUACGUUGAAACCUGAAGCAAUAGCCACGGUGCAAUCAUUACAGCAAAUGGGUUUCAAGCUUGUCUUACUGACAGGUGACAACAGGCAGACUGCUCAGGCAAUUGGCAAACAGGUUGGAAUUGGAGAGAUCUUUGCAGAAGUCUUACCGUCGCACAAGGCAGAUAAAAUACAGGAGCUGCAAAAAGGAGGCCAGAGGGUGGCAAUGGUUGGAGACGGAAUCAACGAUUCCCCUGCACUAGUCCGUGCAGAUGUGGGCAUUGCCUUCUCAAAUGGGACAGAUGUGGCAGUUGAGUCUGCGGACCUAGUGCUGAUCUGGAACAAUCUGUACGAUGUUGUGGCUGCCGUGGACCUGUCGCGAAAGACUGUCAGGAGGAUAAGGAUAAAUUUCUUUCUUGCGAGCGUCUAUAACUUGAUAGGAAUACCACUGGCUGCAGGUGUGUUCAUGCCUCUGGGAGUCGCCCUCAUGCCCUGGAUGGGGGCCGCUGCAAUGGCACUUUCCUCUGUUUCUGUGGUGACCUCUUCCCUGCUGCUCUACCUGUACAAAAAGCCAUCCCCGAGAGUUGGAGACCAGCUGCCACGGCAUGAAGGUCCCCAGCAGUCACUGGAAGGAGUAGCUGUGCUCCCACGUGAAAACGUCUGCAAAACAGAUAUGCCUGUUGUGGCAAACAUUUCCGGAUCCCCAUUGCGAGACUCGAUUUUAUUGGAUGCAUGCGUUCAGGAAGAAUUGGAAGGGAUCUCUAAAGUUGGCGCGAAUGUCAUAGUGUGACCGUAAGGCUCACAUUCUAGUCAGGCACGCAUGUUUUUCAUCUGGUCAUUACGCAUUAAUCUCUUCGCAAAGAAUGGACAAAAAAAGCAUGCAGGGUCUGUGAGACAAGCUGUUGCUACUUCUCACGAACAUAGUCAUAUCGCGUACGUGAUGUACAGGGUUAGGAAUAUGUUUCCAAUGCAAAGCUACUAUAUAAUAGUGUGGGAUUGUGUGGGUGUAAUAUAAUGGUGUUGGGUAUUUUGUACUUUGUAUAGUAGGCCACAGAGCCUCCAGAUUAUUUUGAUAUUUAUAGUAAAGUCUUAUUGCACAA